Molecule: messenger RNA, 6118 nt
Organism: Vespa mandarinia (Asian giant hornet)
Lineage: Eukaryota; Metazoa; Arthropoda; Insecta; Hymenoptera; Vespidae
Biological process (GO): microtubule-based movement
Molecular function (GO): microtubule motor activity
Source: RefSeq, a predicted model, not a curated record
AUUGACCGGCGAGCGCGCUCGACGAGCUCGUGCGGUGCUCUCUCGCUGAAGACAGCCGUUAGUGCGGGCACGAGCGAGCGUAGCUACGAAAGAAGACGAGUGGUAAGUGUACGGGCGCUAUUAUUCGCGUGACACUCGUAUUGAAAAGUCUUUCAGAGUUGCGCGUAGUUUUUCUCGCGAGUCUUUUACUAACGCAAAAAAAAGGAAUAAGAGGAAGAAGAAAGAAAGAAAAGAAGGAAGGAAGAGGGAGAGACAAAUCGAAGCGGUAAGGUCUCCUUCGCGGUGCGAGAUCGAUAAAUGCGAGGACGUUACCGGAAACGAGACCCUCCGAAGCUAUUUUUUCAGUGAGGGGAAUAAAGUUUUGCGAAUCUUUGGUACUUGCUGAGCAGCACCUGUCGUUAUAUUAUUCUAUUUCGUUGAGAUAAAAAAAGAGAAAGGGAAAAAAAAGAGAAAGAGAAGAGAAGUCGAAGGGUUGAAGAAGAGGGAUGGAGGUCGACGAGUAGGCGUCCGAUCGAGCGGAAGCCUCCCUCUUGCCGUAGGUGCGAGGGAUGCGGAGAAGGCGGCCGUCGGCGGCGGCGAGUACGCGCCGCCGCGAUGGUGCCGCGCGAGGAGAAGAGAAGAAGAGUGAUCGUCGCGGCUGCUAUCUCUUGCGAGAACGUCCGAGGAUGUUGUCUUCUCUUCUCUGGUUUGUACAAUUAGCGAUGGAGCCUCUUCAAGAAGGAACCUGUCUUAGCUAAAACGCACUAGAGCCGCGUUCACGGCGAGUUUACGAAUAAUCGUGGUAAGGUGCACGACCAUGAAGGAACACGGGAGUAAGCAUUCGGCGGAAGCGCCUACGAAGACCCUUAAGUCUUUACUAAAGAAGCCCGGCCAAACGAAGGGCAAAACUCGGAAGAAUCGCGUAGUCAUUAAUGAGAAACUUAAUGAGUUCUUUGCCGCUGAUUAUAUUAUACUUAUAAAGGAAGAGUGUUGCGCUGAGUACGAGGAAGAUUGCGACUGUUGUUGUCAGGAGCACGAACUUAUACGGUUGGGCAAUUGCAAGGAGUGCCGGGCGGAAUUAAAUCUCCACUUUGGCGUCACGGAUGAUGGCCGUUACGGUAGCGCCGAUGGGGAGGUUGACGAGGAGGAGGAUGAAGAUGAGGACGAAGAAGAGGAUGCGAUCGACGAGGAAGAGGAGGACGACGAAGAGGACGUUGUUGACGUCGUAGCGGCCGUCAACGUUGCUGUCAAUGCCGCUGUUAACGUCAACGUCGGUAUCAAUACGAAUGACGUGGAAAAUCUCCAACAACAACAUCUGCGGACUGUAGAAGUUCGUAAGAAGGAUGAAGUCGAAGAGAUAGCAUGCGAACUCGAACCCGAUGCCGUCGAGCAUAAAGCCGAACUCGAAGCCGAACGCGAGCCGAAGGAGUUGGUUAAUCGGCAGGAAGUGCCGACGAUCGUUCCCGACGAUUGCGCUGACUCGACCGUUCGCGAAGGAGGCGAGCGUCAACAGGAGACUCUCAGUCCUCCAGAAGGCUACAAGGACGUUUGCGUCGAAGGUACUGCAAUUUUGGAGGACACUGGUCAUCCACCUCGACUUUUGCCACCACCAACCUGCAGCGACUGUGAUUAUUAUCACCGAAAGAAGACUGGUGCCCAAGAGCAAAUUAAGGUCAAUGGGACCGAUGCCGAACGCGAGGACGCUAUCGUUGAGAAUUUUAAAGAAGCAAACAAUCAAGUUCGAUCCUCUACGCCUAAUGAUUUGCAUCAUCGGUAUCUCGUCGAGACGAUAACGAUGACGACGGUUACGGAACGACGAAUAAUCCGAGAGAUCAGUGAGAACGAGAGGAAACUUUGUCUCGAUGAACUUGAUCUGGAACAAGAAAGACCAUCAAGCGAAAUUCCAAAACUGGAUGGAGUUUCAACGGACUCUUCGACUAUUACGACGAAUAAAGUUGAAAAUAUUUCGUCGAAUGUUUGCCGUGAAUGUGGCAAUGCGGAAACGAACGCGGAAACAGUCGAGGACAAUGAGAGAACGGAGAGUAUCGUUGGAAGUAAUAACAAAAAUGAAAACGAGGAACAAACGAUAGAUGAGGAUGACAAUAGCGAAUCAAAGGAAACUCUUCAAGAUGUUACGGAGCUAUCACUAACAUUUAAACUUGGUAACUUGGCGACUAAUAGUUUGAAACCAAAUUCAGCUGUGAGACAACUCUUUCCCAAUCCGAGAUUCAUCUCACCACCACCGGCACCUCUGAACAAAUCCGUCUCAUUAGCCGAUUCUGAAAGUACCUAUUCCGAAGCUCAAAAGUUUCUCAUCACCGCAGAGAAUUUACGGCUGUUCGAUACAACGAAGAGAUCAGCGAAAACGACUACGCGUAGCGAGUCUUGUGAAAGCGAACCAAGUAUGAUAAAGAGGACAAUAGAGAGAAACACGUUAAGAAGAAGUUUGAUUGGCAAGUGCAAUGCAACUACGAGAAAAAAGAAUCUCAGAUCGAAGGAUUUGUCUUUAGAGGAACGAAUCAGACAACUGACUUGUGUUGAUCAGGACGAGGAUGUUACCGAAGAGUCUUCAAAGAGUACAGAACUUGUUUUAGAUCAGGAUAAUGAGAGGUUGGAAUUCUCCAUGCGAACUUCACCAUCUGGCGAGGAACAACCACCAAUCGAACGAUUUUCUCAAAAGGUUGCUACAUUGACUACAAUGACAACGUUACCGAUGACAACGACCACGACGACGAUGGUGCCGAUGGUGACGAACAUAGCGACCAUAUCAACACCAACGACGUUGCCGGCGACAAUGGCAAAUGUUCAUAAUUCGAAGAAUACCCCAUUGAUGGAUACUACGCCAAAUCAAUCGACUUACAGGAAGAUUACCGAUCUUUUCGCGUACAAGAAAAAUACCGAACCAAAUUUACCGGAUCUUGGUAUUGGUAAUAACGGUAGAGGUACUUUGGUUAAAGAAUGUCAAUCAAAAAAUUCUUUAACGAAAAUGAAUUCCGAGGUGAGAAGACAGUUUUUAGCUAGUCUCGCUCCACUCUCUUGCGUCACCAUGAAUAACGCGGACACUCGUGAGGAUUAUUACAGAAUUGAGCCAAGAAUUGCGACAAAUGUAAAUAGCAACUCGAUAAAUCACCUGUCCGAUUCAGCUUACAGCUUGGAGGAUAUCGAGACGGCACUGAACAAAAAUCGUGCUAGUGCACCUGAUGUUACGAGAGGUACACCGGUCGGUAAUAGGCCAGAUAUAGGUGAGAACUCAGCCGACGAGUUGCUUGCUUUCGUGGAACAAGAUAAAUCCAGGAUGGAACGAAUAAAGCGACGUUAUAGCGAGAAUGAGGAACGUCAUAGUCUCGUUAAUGGUGUUUUAGGAGAUGAAAAGAUGAUGAGUAGUAUGACCAGUAACAACGAACAGAUUCAUGAGGAAGACCAUGGUGAAGAAGAUGACCAGGAUGACGAACUCAACGACUACGGUUUCAACAGACGUCCGCCUGUUCGAGGUAUCAAACCUCUGUUUGGUACUACUAAUGAGAUCGUUCAUCAACUUCGUUCUCGAAACGUAGUCACAAAUGACUUUAAUGAUGUGAGAGAGACAUUUGCCACGGCAUGGCCGUUGCACUACGAUAAGAAUGGCGACAGAAUCGAUGGUAAAAAUCCGGCGAACGUGUACGAUAUGAUGCCGAAAGAAGAUACAAACACGAUCGAUCGAAUAAACAGUAUGCAAAAACAAAUCGACGACAUUUAUCAGACCAUUGUGGAGACCGCGGUGACUCAAGGCAAUCUCGAUCGUGUAACUUACUUAGAAAAUACAUUGCCACGUCCAUUGGUUAGAAUACCGCCGACCGAUGGUAUCUCACAUCAGUAUCCCGAACAGAAAAACGGUCAGAAUUAUUUCGCGGAGAAGCAUCAGCCGACGAACGUUCGUAUGUUGCGUAUCGCGGGUGGCGGCGAUGAAACAGCACCAGCUACGAAUUAUGCAUCGACUCUACCGGCUAAAAUUCGUCGGUAUCCAUCAACGACGAUCCCCAAUUAUCAUUGCAAUGUAGUUUCACCAACUGCGGCAUCCAGCAGCGGUGGUACUAAGUGCUAUCGCACGAUGUAUUUCGUGCCAUACAACGGUCUCUCGGAUCCGACAUAUCAGAACAUUCAACGGAUCUUACCACCCCAUUCAUCGCCUAAUUACGCGACCCACAUCGAGCGUUAUCCUUAUCCUCGGCAGACAAAGAUUGAUAGCCCGCAGCAACAACCGCAACAGCAGCAACAGCAACCACAACAGCAGCAGCAGCCACAGCAACAUCAGCAGAGGUACUACCCACGUCCCUUGGCGCCAAAUACCUAUUUAGCAUCUCAACCAUUUCCUGAUUCCGCUCCACCCAAUUGUCUUCCUUCCCAAGCACCUCAGCAGACACUCCAGUUGCACCUACAUCAACUAUCAUCCGUUCCUCACGCCGCUGUUCAUCCUAUCCAAUUUCAACAUCGACAACAUCAUCAUCAAAUCGCAUCAUAUCACCUACAAUCGGUAUUACCACCACCACCACCACCUCCAUCAUCUUACACGGUGAUUGCACCACCUAGAUGCUCCUCCACGGCUACAGCCGCCCAUUCGACCAACCCAGCCUAUCAUCUCUAUCAAAUACCACUUGGUCGAACAUCCGCUACUGUUGCUACGGCCGCUGCAGCAGCUGCUGCAGCAGCCGCAGCGGCAGCAGCUGUGAAUGCCACGGACGUACAAACUCAAACCGUCUCGGCGUCCUCCUCAACUCCUUUGUCCGUACCUGUUACUUCCUUUAAACCCAUCUGCGAUGUACGUCUCUCUGCGGGUUUUUCUGUUAAUGAUCAACAAGGAAACGUUAAUAUCGGUGGUCCUCUUUCGGCAUCUUCCUCGUCUUCUUCCUCGGCAUUAUCUUCACCUACGAAACAACAACAACAACAACAACAACAACAACAACAACAACAACAACAACAACAACAACAACAACAACAACAACAACAACAACAACAACAACAGCAGCAGCAGCAGCAGCAGCAGCAGCAACAGCAGCAACAACAACAACAACAACAACAACAACAACAACAACAACAACAACAACAACAACAAUUAGUGAAUAACUCGUGUAGCGUCGCGGAACGCGGUGUACCGGAAGGUGCAGCUAGUGCACCCUCUCACGAUUUUUCUCAGCCACCACAACAGUCUCACCAUCAUCAACUCACUUCUCCAACUCCGGCUCUCUCUCAAUCGACGACCACCUCGAUGUCCCACUUACUCCUCGUGUCAAACUCUUACGGCGGGCAUCGUGCCAAUACCCUAAACCCGCCUACCGACUCUCAAAACUCCGUGUAUUAUGCGAUGAACGUUUAAAGGGGCAACGUUUUUGACCAACUUCACGGCUGGACUCGAGACUUGGUCCCUUUUAGUCAGUGACGGAGAAACACACACACUCAUAGAUACACACGUAUACAAACGUACACUUAUACAUAUGAAAAGGGACAUGUAAAGAGAAGAAGAGGGAUGCAGGCGAAAUUAGCUCGCAUCGACGAUUCCUUUUCUUUGAUGUGGUGGAAAGUGACGACAGGUAUGUAGAAAAAAAAGAGAGAGAGAGAGAGAGAGAAUGUGUGUGUGUGUGAAUGAGAAGAACACGAGAUUAUCGUGCGAGAAAAGCAGGACGGCGGCCUCUUUCCGUGUUCGUAAAUGAACGACAGGCUUGAUUGUUGAAAGGCGAUACGACUCGUUGAUUCUCUUCUACGCGAUGACGAAUACGACGAUGUCGAUGACGAUGGAAGCUGGGUACUCGAGUACCAUAGUAUUCUCCUCUUCUUUCUAUACUCUUCGUAUCUUCGCUUUGUGUUUCAUAUAUUCGUGAUAGAAGGGCAAGGUGACGGCAAAAUUAUGCGAUCUUUUUGAUGAAAUCUCUUUAAAAAAUAGACAGGAUUCAGUCUACGUGUUUUUACACUAUAUAUUACAAAUAUUUUGAUUAUAUAUGCGUUGCCAUACUUUUGUUCUUCUGAACAUUUCAAUGUUUAUGUAUUACUAAUACUAUACUAAACUUCUUAUAAUUGAAUCUAUCAUUUGUUUUUCGUUAUUAUCGAAUGAACGAGUCUAAUGAUAAAAGAAAAGAAAAACAAAAAACAAUAUUUUUCUAACUUACAC